UGGCUAUCCGGGAAAUGGUGCGGCGCGAUCAGGCGAGGGAGAAGCGGUGGGCUGACGCCGCACGCUCGACUUCUCCGCCGGAUGGGAAGGAAUAGGGAAUGGACUGGGAAAUGGAAGCGAAUAGGAAACGGAAAGGAAUAGGGAGUGGAAUGGAAUGGGAAAUGGAAGAGGAAAUGGAAAUGGAAAGGAAGAGGAAAUGGAAAUGGAAAGGAAGAGGAAAUGGAAAUGGAAAGGAACAUGAAAUGGAAAGGAAGAGGAAAUGGAAAAGUAAAUGUGGGAUACACUGCAACUUCAGUCAGAUUGGAAUGCUUGACUACGCCUCAUCGCCAGAUUGGAAUACUUGCCCGCCUCAUCGCCAGACUGGAAUACUUACCCACCUCAUUGCUAGAUUAGAAUACUUGCCCACCCCAUCGUCAGAUUGGAAUACUUACCCCAUCGCCAGACUGGAAUACUUACCCCAUCGCCAGACUGGAACACUUGCCCACCUCAUUGCUAGAUUAGAAUACUUGCCCACCCCAUCGUCAGAUUGGAAUACUUACCCCAUCGCCAGACUGGAAUACUUGCCCCAUCGCCAGACUGGAAUACUUGCCCCAUCGCCAGACUGGAAUACUUGCCCAAGCCAUCGCCGGACUGGAACACUUGCCCACCCCAUCGCCAGACUGGAAUGCUUGCCCACGCCUCAUCGUCCCACUCACCCGCCACCCCACGCUGCAAAGCACUGCGACCAUCGCACAUCGUCCACGCCAACACCACAUCGCUACAGCCUCACACAUGCAGCCCACCUCGCGGCACAUCAUCCCGGACCCUGGACCCCGGACGCAACCUCCGGUUCGACGUACUCGACUCGUCGUGCCUGCAUCGGUCGGGCCUUCCCACCAAACCUUCCCUCAGCCACCAGAACCCAAUGCACGACACCGCACCCCGUGCAACGCAGGGUUCGUUGUGACACAUGCAGGGCACGGUGUUAUGCGUGCGUGCGCGCGCAUGUGGGCGAUGAGGUGCUGCCGCUCACUGUGUUGCGUGGGCGACGAGGUGCUGCCGCUCACUGUGUUGCGUGGGCGAUGAGGUGCUGCCGCUCACUGUGUUGCGCCACGGUUUCUCCCGCGCCAUUCCAAAUCCACGACCGGUUUGGAGCCACACGACCUGAGGGGUUCAAACCUUGUGGUCGCCAAGUCAUCGAGCCUCAUCUGGAUCUACCGUGGACUGAGACCGUUGAUGGUCUUGCCGGCGGCUUUGCGUGCAUCUCGGACGGCGCUGCAACCCACGAGUCCAAUACGUCAUGAUAAUCUCGCGACGCAGGACUCGUGAGACUUUGGCCAUGAGAGAAACAUUGCCGCAGUCAUGGGAAACGCAUUUCUGCAUCUGGCCCGCGCGAAACACCGGAUCUGCGAGUGCGUAUCUGAUGCCGAGUGGGUCCUCUACGCAGGGCUGCACGAGCUUGGCCAAGUCACUGAAAGCUUGUGAACACUUCUGAACAGUAACAUUGGUAACCAUGGGUUCCUGGCUCUGUUUUGCGGCCAAGAAGUCAUCGUGCAAUCUCCGCGGUAUUCCCACUCGCCCAGCAGCAUCACGACGUUGACGAAUCACGUGACACAGGGACGAUAUAGAGACUAGCAGGCAAACUUUCCAUCAUCGUCCGUGAGUCUUGCAGGGCCUAGAGACUCGAGAUAGGUAUAGAGUUCCCGUUUAGAGACUACACAA
Molecule: messenger RNA, 1701 nt
Organism: Didymella exigua CBS 183.55
Lineage: Eukaryota; Fungi; Ascomycota; Dothideomycetes; Pleosporales; Didymellaceae
Exons: 1
Coding region: 99-1283 (394 amino acids)
Source: RefSeq, a predicted model, not a curated record